Solea solea (common sole) is the source of this 2865-nucleotide messenger RNA. Its product is annotated as sodium- and chloride-dependent creatine transporter 1-like. Gene Ontology annotation, biological process: sodium ion transmembrane transport. Gene Ontology annotation, cellular component: membrane. NCBI's taxonomy places the organism in Eukaryota, Metazoa, Chordata, Actinopteri, Pleuronectiformes, Soleidae. The record is from RefSeq and is a predicted model, not a curated record. The coding region runs from base 95 to 2053 and encodes 652 amino acids. The transcript is spliced from 13 exons.
GAGACUUGCUCUUCAGUGGUUUUUGUACUACUGGUUCUGGUUCUAGCCAGGUUUCUGGACUGAGACUAGUUUUGUGAACUGGUUCUGGUUUCCGAUGGAGAGUCUUCCCGCCUCCCCUGUUUCUCUGGUUUUCCUGGAGGAGACCAAGAAGAACCCAUCCAAUGGUGAUGAGUAUGUGUCCUCAGCAGCACCUAACGUCCCACAGAUGGUCGUGUUGACGAACUCCGGCGAUGGUCCAGACAAGAAAGAAGGCGUGGUCCCGGGGGUGGGGCCAGUAUACCAGGAGCGGGAGACAUGGACCCGGCAGAUGGACUUCAUCAUGUCUUGCGUUGCCUUCGCUGUAGGACUUGGAAAUGUUUGGAGGUUUCCGUACCUGUGCUAUGAGAAUGGAGGAGGUGUCUUCCUGAUUCCUUACUUGCUCUUCGUCUUCGUUGGAGGAAUCCCCGUCUUCUUCCUAGAAAUCUCUCUGGGUCAGUUCAUGAAGGCCGGCGGAAUCAACGUGUGGAACAUCGCGCCACUUUUUAAAGGUCUGGGUUACGCCUCCAUGGUCAUCGUGUUUUUCUGUAACACCUACUACAUCAUGGUGUUGGCCUGGGGCCUCUACUACCUGGUCAAGUCAUUUAGCUCCACCCUGCCCUGGUCCACCUGUGAUAACGAAUGGAACACACCCAGCUGCGUGGAGACUUUCCAGCACCAGGACUGUAAAAACCGCAGCCUCGCCAACAUCACCAUCACCGGCAACAUGACCUGUGCCCAGCUGGCAAACGCAAGCUCACCCAUCGUCGAGUUCUGGGAGAACAAGGUGCUGGACAUCUCGUCUGGUUUGGAUGAACCUGGACGUCUGAACUGGGAGAUCCUGCUGUGUUUAAUGGCCGCGUGGGUGAUUGUUUAUUUCUGUGUGUGGAAGGGAGUCAAAUCCACCGGGAAGGUGGUCUACAUCACAGCCACCUUCCCGUACCUGGCCCUCUUCAUCCUGCUGGUCAGAGGUGUGACUCUCCCUGGUGCUUAUGAUGGAAUCAUGUACUUUAUCAGUCCUGACUGGUCCAAGCUGUCCCAGGCUAAGGUGUGGAUAGACGCCGGGACACAGGUCUUCUUCUCGUACGCAAUCGGCCUUGGUGCUCUGACGGCGCUGGGAAGCUACAACCGCUUUGACAACGACUGCCACAAAGACGCCUUCAUCCUCGCCUUCGUCAACAGUGGAACCAGUUUCUUCGCUGGUUUUGUCGUCUUCUCUACUCUGGGCUUCAUGGCUGCAGAGCAGGGAGUUGAAAUCUCACAGGUGGUUAAAUCAGGUCCAGGUCUGGCCUUCAUCGCGUAUCCAAAGGCAGUCUCGCUGUUGCCCGGGUCACCGCUGUGGGCAGUGCUCUUCUUCAUCAUGCUGCUGCUGCUUGGCCUCGACAGUCAGUUUGUAGGGGUGGAAGGAUUCGUCGCAGGAAUCCUGGAUCUGUUUCCAGUACAGCAUCAGCAUCGUUAUAAGAGAGAGAUCACGCUGGUGAUCUGCUGUUUGCUCUGCCUCAUCAUUGGUAUCUCCAUGGUGACGCAGGGAGGAAUGUACGUCUUCACGUUGUUCGAUUAUUACUCUGCCAGUGGAAUGACUCUGCUGUGGCAGGCCUUUUGGGAGUGUGUGAUCGUGGCCUGGGUCUAUGGUGCUGACCGCUACAUGGACGACAUCGCUCGUAUGAUUGGGUAUCGUCCAUUCUUCUGGGUCAAGUGGUGCUGGUUGUUUGUGACUCCAUGUGUGUGUAUGAGCAUCUUCCUGUUUCAUCUGAUCACCUACAAACGUCUGACGUACAACAACGUGUACGUGUAUCCGUGGUGGGGCGAGGUGAUCGGCUGGUUACUGGCGCUGUCUUCCAUGCUCUGUAUUCCCCUCACCUUCAUCUACAAACUCUUCAGAGCCAAAGGCUCCUUCGCUGAGCGCUGGUCUUACCUGACCACACCAGUGUGGGGUGCUCAUCACCUGGAGUACAUGGCCACGCCCCUGACGCCGGGCAUCGACCAAUUGCAGAGCUCCAUCUCCAGCCGCCUCGCCCACGACAUGUCGCCGCCAUGACCUCGACCUACAGUCGACCGGUCAUCACCAUGGAGAUGAGAACAACAACAAAACAGAUCAAUGAAGCAGCUGAUCAAUGACCAAUGAUCUCACAUUUACACACAGUUUAGGCCGACGCCCACAGACUGUUCUUCUGUCAUGUGAUCAGAGUGAAAAUGAUGUCACUUCAAAUCAGUCUGAUUAUGAAUGUCCAAUUUUAUCUGAUCUGAUUGAACCUGUUCUGAUCUAACUUGAUCUAUUUAAUUCUUCAUCCUCUCAUUAACAUGUGAUAUUGUGAAUUAUGCGUAUGACGACGUGCAGAUGAGCAAAAGUCUGGAGUCAGUGUUGGAUCAGAAAAACUUUAAAUCUUCUUCUUCAAAUUCUAAUGUAAAUGAUACACAAACAUAACCAGGAAGACAACAUGCAAUAGUUACAGCCUGGUAGCAAUGUGAAAAAAGACCACUAGGGGUCUCCAUAGACCACUUAAUACUCUGCACCACUGCACCACAAUCAUCCUGUGCCUUACUGUGGUUGUUUUUUUAUUUUAUUUAAAGGCUCACAGUUAGGUACAAUUUAUAAUUGACAUGUGUAAAUGUAUUUUGAAGUCGUAUUAUUUAUGACAUAGUUACAAAUUGUUAAUAAAGGUUUUAAAGAGAGAACUUUGAUUGUUCAUCAAAUAUUUUUCUUGUUUUAGAACUUAUUUUGAGCCUUUAGAUCUUGUAAAAAACCAGUGAUAAUAUAUUGUCCCUCAUAUAUUGUAUUUGUUUGUGUGUGUGUUAGUGUGUGUAAAGUUGAACAGUCACCUUUGGCCGGACCAAUAAGAAGAGAAUUUU